AUGGAGGUCGGCGAGGCGGGUGCGCAGCAAGGGCGGGCGCUGGCAGCUGCGGCGCCGGAGCAGUGGCGAGGCGCCGUGGAGGCCGCGCUGCCGGGCACGCCGGCGGGCGCCGCGUGGGCGCACGUCGCCAGCUUCUUCUCCGCUCACCGCUACCUCCCUGGCAUCGACGUGUGCGAGCGCGUCGUCACGGGAGCCGGCUGCGAGGAGGACGACGACGGCCGGCUGCCGAUCGCCCCCGGCUGCGUCCGGCACGUGGCCUCGAGCGCCGCGGGGCUGUGGGCGCGCGAGGAGCUGCUGGAGGCGGACCACGCCGCGCGGCGCCUCCGCUACGCCGUGGUCGACAGCAACAUGGGGUUCGGCCGCUACGUGGCCACGCUCCGCGUCCUGGGCCUCGACGGCGGCGAAGGCGGGUGCAUGAUCUCGUGGGCGUUCGAGUGCGACGCCGUGGAGGGCGAGGGGUGGAGCGAGGCGGCGCUCGUGGCGCGCCUCGGCGCCAGCGUCAAGGGCAUGGCCGAGAGGGUGCAGCAGCUCGCCGCGGUGCCUCAGUAG
Molecule: messenger RNA, 549 nt
Organism: Triticum turgidum subsp. durum (durum wheat)
Lineage: Eukaryota; Viridiplantae; Streptophyta; Magnoliopsida; Poales; Poaceae
Source: the annotation of a GenBank genome assembly